Messenger RNA from Gasterosteus aculeatus aculeatus (three-spined stickleback), 2173 nucleotides. The record is from RefSeq and is a predicted model, not a curated record. NCBI's taxonomy places the organism in Eukaryota, Metazoa, Chordata, Actinopteri, Perciformes, Gasterosteidae.
AUCGAACAACUACAAAGACGUGACAUUAACACACCGAAGUAACAACUCAAGAACUCCAAACUCAAAAAUAUUGUAAAUGUCCAAAUGGCUCAUUUUUACCAACCUUUCAGAAUUUACUUUGUCUUAAAGCUGAUGAGUUUUAAAUGUAGAUCACAAUCCCAAUGUUCAUAACUAAAUAAUUUCAUUGAAAUUAGCAGUUGCUUGAAAGAAACAUGGCUUUCUAAAAUACUGUAUUUACCUGUAAAAAUAUGCAUAUAAACGUGACAAGUUUUUCUCUCAGAGUGAGAUGAUAUGGGCUUAAAGAAUUAUAGAUUUGAACAGUCUUGUCAAGUUAUAAUAUUUCAUUCAAUUAUGAACUUUCACUCUAAAUGAACUAUUGAUAAACGUGUACAGUGAAAAUAUUCUAUUAAAAGAAAAACAGGUGAGCAAGGAGUCCAUCAAUGAAACAUAAUGAAUUUGAAUUUGAAUUUGUCUUUUUUACCUGCAUUGGGAUCUGAAUCAAAGUAAACAUGCUGGAAGAUAUUCAUGGUGUUCAACAAUUAAGACUUUUCGUCAAACGAACACAGCCAGAAGAAUUUCUAUUGUUUUCUGCUUUUUCAAGUUUUGUUGUUGCUGAGUCUGCUGAGAGUAAGACUAUAGUUAAAGUGUUGUACCAGUUUGUAGCAGCUUGUAUUUUCUCACCAGCACGGACAUCAUAUCGAAUCAUCUGAAGACAUGAAUCAAACAAAAACACAUGUUGUUUUUCCCAUUAGUUCAGCCAGCGCGUUUGGGGGCUAUAAAAGACAGUUCAACUGUACCACUGAACUUCUGUGAGGAUGUUUAACUGCACCAUGAGGGUUGUUCUUGGUUUGUUGUUGGUGCUGCUCGGUCUGUGUGGGUCAGCGGCUCAACAGGACGGUUUCACCAAGGUUGGUGAGAUCGGAGAGUUUCCCGAGACGGCUGCAAGAGACACGGCUGAUGAAUCGAUCGAGGACACAACAAAGCAAACACGCCACGACAUCUGGGCAGAGCUUAGGGCUCUGAAAGACACGGUGUCAGAUGUUCGGGUGGAGCUUUACCUGCUGCAGAGAGAUAACGCUGACCUUCAGACCAGACUGAGCAGCGGUGAGAGGGAACUUCUUGUCAGCAAGUUCAGGGUUGACCUGCUGGAGAAAGAAAAUGCAGACUUACAGACCAGACUGAGCAGCAGUGAGAGUGAACUUCUCGUCAGCAAGUUCAGGAUUGACCAGGUGGAGAAAGAAAAUGCAGUCCAAGAAACUAGACUGAAUGCCACUGAGAGCCAAACAAGUGGCCUGGAAGGAGAAAUUACAGACUUACAGACCAGACUGAGCAGCAGUGAGAGUGAACUUCUCUUCAGCAAGUCCAGGAUUGACCAGCUGGGGAAAGAAAAUGCAGACUUACAGACCAGACUGAGCAGCAGUGAGAGUGAACUUCUCGUCAGCAAGUCCAGGAUUGACCAGCUGGAGAAAGAAAAUGCAGUCCAAGAAACUAGACUGAAUACCACUGAGAUCCAAACGAGUGGCCUGGAAGGAGAGAUUACAGACUUACAGACCAGACUGAGCAGCAGUCAGAGUGAACUUCUCGUUAGCGAGUCCAGGAUUGACCAGCUGGAGAAAGAAAAUGCAGAGAAACCAAAGGUGGCCUUUUACACAGCUCUUACUGAUGCAGGACAGGUUGGACCCUACAAUGCAGACGUAACACUGAAAUACAGCAAGGUCUUCACCAACAUUGGCAAUGCUUACAGUCCAUCGACAGGUUUCUUCACUGCACCAGUGAAAGGGGCUUACUACUUGCAGUUCACUGCAGCUUCUUACCGCACAGGUUACAUGGGUGUACAGGUGUUCAAGAACAACCAAAGGAUCAUGUUUAAUGGGGAGUUCAUGGAUGGUUCAGCUUACAAAUACCUCACCAACUCUGUUGUCUUGGAGCUGAUAGCAGGAGACGAAGUUCAUCUUGUUCUCCCACCAAACAAUUAUCUCCAAGACACUUCAGAUAACCACAACACCUUCAGUGGCGCUCUUCUCUUCCCACUGUAAGGAUGGGCUUUAGGCUGCUGCUGUUAUUGGCUACACAAUGAUUUACUGCAUCAGAUAAUGUGGUUAUGAAUCUGAUCUGCUUUUUGUGUCGUCACAUAACUUAAACUUAAAUAAAUACAAAAGUUCUCAAUCUUAAA